ACUUCUCUUAAAAUACGUUGACGUCGUUGCCGCGCCAUCUUUAGAAAACAGUGUACCCACCGCUGAAUGAAAGUACAUUUUUCGUCGUUUGUGGAAGCAACUCGCUGUAUGAAGUGAUAUCGUUUUAUUUCAAGGUGUUGGACCGUAGCUGUGAUCAUGGUCAAAGCUCAGCGUGCUCGGUGCUUUCUUGAUGUUGGCAUCAGUAAUGUGCUCGUUGGCAGAGUUGUCAUUGAGUUGUUUUCAGACAUCUGUCCCAAAACAUGUGAAAACUUCAGAUGCCUUUGCACAGGUGAAAAGGGCAUUGGCAAGGGAACCAUGAAACCGCUGCACUACAAAGGAUGUCUGUUCCAUCGGGUUGUGAAAGACUUUAUGAUUCAAGGUGGAGACUUCAGUGAAGGUGAAUUAAGCACGGGUGAAUCCAUCUAUGGAGGCUUUUUUGAAGAUGAAAGCUUUGCUGUUAAACACAACAAGGAGUACCUGCUGUCUAUGGCCAAUAGAGGCAAAGAUACCAAUGGGUCACAAUUUUUCAUAACUACAAAACCAUCCCCACACUUGGAUGGUGUCCAUGUGGUUUUUGGUCAUGUGAUCUCUGGCCAAGAAGUGGUUCAAACCAUGGAAAACCAGAAAACGGACCCCAAUAGCAGACCAUAUGCUGACGUGAAAGUUAUGAACUGUGGAGAGCUCAUUCCGAAAUCCAAAGCAAAGAAAGAUGAAAAAAAGAAAGCGAAAGAGUCUUCCAGUUCCAGCAGCAGCUCCAGUGACUCUGAGAGCUCAUCACAAUCCUCCUCGGAUUCUGAAGAAUCUGUGAAGGAGUCUAAGAAAAAGAAAAAGAAGGCGAAAAAGCUCAAAAAGAAACUGAAGAAGGAAAAGAAAAGGUCAGAACCUGAAAGCACUGAAGAGAAAGAGCAAGAAGAGUUGGUUACAUCUACUGUGCGUCCUGAAGAAAUUCCACCCAUCCCAAAUAAUCGAUUCCUCAUGAGGGGGAAUAAAGAGGAAAAGCCCAGAGAGAGGGCUGGUGUACCAUAUAAUUCUCAGCCAUCAUAUAAUAGAAGACUGGCGAUGACACGAUCUGGGAGGAAGAUAAAAGGCAGGGGUCCACGGCGCUACCGAACUCCGUCCCGCUCUCGCUCAAGGUCCAGAGAUCGCUCUCGCCGCAGCGAAACACCGCCUCACUGGCGUCAUGAGUUGCAGCGCCAGCGGAUGAGGGCAGUCACCGGAGAGCGCUGGAUUAAGGGUGACAAAGGGGACAUGAAUGAGGCCAAGGACGAGGCCGCCAAAGCUCCGAGAAGAGAGAGGCGAACAUCCGACACAAAGCAUGAACACACAGCUGAGGGUAAAAAAGAUAAGAAAACUCGGUCCCAUAGAUCCAAAAGCAAAGAGGACGAGGGAGUUGAGAAGGAUGAGAGGCACAGCAAACACAAGGCAAAGAAAAGAGAUAAAUCUCAAAGCCGCAGCAAAAGCACGGAAAAGAGGAAGAGGUCCAAGAGCCGAGAGAAGGGACACAAGCACAAAAGUGAUGACAGGAAAAGUCGAUCAACGAGCAAAGACAAAAACACUAGCAAGAAAGAAAAGGAAUCCGGGUCAGAUCAAAGUAAAGAUAGAAAUAAGAGUAAUGACUCGGAUGAGAAAAAGCAGAAAGAGGACACAAAAGGGAGAAACGGUGAGAGAACAAAGUCCCAAAGUAAGGAAAAACCAACAGAAAAAGACGACCACAGAUCAAGUAGCAAGAACAGGGACAGGAGCGGACCGGCCGUGUCCAAGGACAAAGAAGAAAAACAAGAAAAGGACAGAGAGCGGGACAAAGAAGAAAAACAAGAAAAGGACAGAGAGCGGGACAAAGAAGAAAAACAAGAAAAGGACAGAGAGCGGGACAAAGAAGAAAAACAAGAAAAGGACAGAGAGCGGGACAAAGAAGAAAAACAAGAAAAGGACAGAGAGAGGGACAGAGACCGGAGUCGGGAAAAACGACAUAACACAGAGAGGGAGAGUAAGAGGCGAGGGACAUCCAGGGACAAGGACCGUUCGACAGGAAGUCCAGACAGGAAUGAGUCCAGAGACUCCCGCAGAGGCCGGCGCUCCAGGAGUAAUAAGAGAGACCACAGCAAGGAUCGGUCCUCUCAGAGGAAGGACAAGGAUAGAGAAUCCGCCAACCGAAGGAGAAGACGCAGCAGCACCAGCAGCAGCAGCAGCUCUGAGAGCGACCGAGACCACAAAAGGAGGAGUGAGAAGAGUCCCAGUUCCAAACGGCGAGGAGCAAGUGGCCCCUCCAGGUCCAAAGACCGAAGGAGCCCGGCCAAACCAAGUCCCGACAGUACAAAGGGCAAAGACCGAAACAACAGCAAGAGAGCGAAAUCCAGCUCCAGCUCAGACAGUGACUGAACGCGAUGAUGAACGAAUACAACAGAUGGCGAAUUCUGAAGUUCGUCCCAAUUUUAUCCCAAAUGCAUGCGUGGGAGGAGGCAUCCGCUUUCCAUCGAGAAGGGGACAUGUCCACGUUCCUCAUUCAGUGCGCAGACUCCCACUCCACCCGUCGUCCAAAGCUAAUAUGAUUGUUCAAGAGUCUGUCAAACAUUAAUUUUCCAACUGUUUGGAACUGCCUGGAAACCAUUAAAGUUACCGUGGCAGAUGGCAGCAUCAUGCAAGCUUUUGUGGAUCUACGGACUUUAUUCUGGCCCUGAAUGGAUCGUGGAUUUGUCCCCUAAUAGAGUGCGUAACGCUGCGGAUGUGAAGCUGAAGGUAGCUUCAGCUUCACAUCCGCUGAGGAGAGAUCGUACUCCUAGAAUGUUAUUAAAAGUUAUUUAACGCAGGUUUUUGGGGGGGGUAAAGACUCUGUUUGAUAAAUGCCUAAUCGUCUAGUUAUUUUUUACAAUCUAGAAGAGGACACAUAAUUUCCUGCAUGCUUAUCCCUCAUUGUUUGAUGACAUUUGUACAUCCAUUACUUUGUUUGGACAUCAUGACCCUGUACUGUAAUACUGUUUGUUAAGCGGUUUUGAAAUGCCUCUGGUUUGUUUUGUUUUUAUGAAAAAAAAUGUCAGUCAUGUUGCGAGUACAACUGGAAAUCCAUUUGUAUAAAUUGUGUUGUGUUGAUUUUUAGAUCUCUACUGCUGUGUAGGCAUAAUUAAAAAGAUCAACUUUGA
This is a messenger RNA of Gasterosteus aculeatus aculeatus (three-spined stickleback), 3137 nucleotides long. Lineage: Eukaryota; Metazoa; Chordata; Actinopteri; Perciformes; Gasterosteidae. The record is from RefSeq and is a predicted model, not a curated record.